AUGGAGAUGAAGAAGGUCGCUUGCGCAACCCUUGUUGCUACCACCUCCAUGAGCGCAGCCUUGGCUGCCGGGUCUCCGGCUCCUGCACCAACCAGCGACGCAACCGCUACCUUGCCCGUUGUCGGUUCUCUCAUCGGGGCCUCAAUUGUGUCCUCCUUUGCCUUCUACAUGCACUAA
Molecule: messenger RNA, 177 nt
Organism: Camellia sinensis
Lineage: Eukaryota; Viridiplantae; Streptophyta; Magnoliopsida; Ericales; Theaceae
Source: RefSeq, a predicted model, not a curated record